CUUUCUUUUUUUUUGAGUAUGUAAAGUGGGCGAUAGUAUAUGUUUUAAAGCCGAGCUCUUACAAGUAUUGUAGCUAUUUUAGAAAAAAUUUUGGAAGGGAAAAUAUCAUAUUAGCACUUCAUAUUGUUAUGCCUCCCGCGCCACCACCACCGCCUCCUCCUCCUCCUGUCUCACUUCCCCCCACUACCCAGAAAAGUCCCUCUAAACCAGAUGCUUCUAGAGCGAAUCUCCUUUCCAGCAUUCAGCAAGGAACAAAGCUUAAAAAGACUGUUACUGUUGAUAAAUCUGCGCCCUCUAUUGAAAAAUCAACUUCAGCUGGAGCUGAUUCCAAAUCUGGAAAGGAUUCUGGCGUUGGCUCUUCAGGGCAAAAACUUGGGGGUCUCUUUGCUGGAGGAAUGCCAACCCUUAGAAAAACGGGUACUUCCUCUUCCGCAAAAACUGGACCUUCAACUGCAGCCUCUUCAAAGACAACUAUUUCUAAACCACCGUUUAAACCAUCUUCUGUAGAUAAACAAACGGAUACUAACUCACAGGUGCCCAGGCCCCCUGGGAACAUCCCUCUGAGACCUCCUUUUGCAAAUCGUGAAGUUCCUCGAAAGCCAUCUGUGGAUCGUCCUCCACUCCAUCCUACACCUAAAGGUGAGCCAUCCGCGCCUCCCCCUAAGCCACCUAUAACCCCCAAAAUUUUUACUGGAGCCACAUCGUCUAUUCCUAGUCGGGAGACACCCUUUUCACCACAUAAAGCGGACGCUGAUCGACCAGCGCCCAAACCUCCUGUGGAUAUCCCGUCAAGACCUCCUCUUGCAAAUCGUGAAGUUCCUCGAAAGCCGUCUGUAGACCGCCCUCCACUCCAUCCUACACCUCAAGGCGGGCCAUCCGCGCCUCCUUCCAUAACCCCUAAACCUUUUACUGGAGCUGCACCUUCGAUUCCUAGCCGGGAACAUGAUCGAUUAGCGCCCAAACCCCCGAUUAAUAUUUCGUCAAGACCUCCUUUCGCAAAUCGUGAAGCCCCUCGAAAGCCGUCUGUAGACCGCCCUCCCCCUCGUACGAUUCCUCAAGGCGAGUCACAGCUUUGGCCUCCUAAACCACCUGUUACCAUGAAACCCCCUACAGGCGGAGCACCUCCUAUUCCAAGCCGUACAACUCCUCAGCAGACUUCAACCCCUCCACAAGCUGGGACACCCGAGCCGCCUUCUCGUGCACCGCCUCCAAGACCUUCCCUCCCUCCGGGGCCUUAUAAGCCACCUUCAAGGCCGUCUAUUAAUAGACCAGAGGAACAGGAUGCGGAAAAUUACCGGCCUAUGGGAGUGGAUAGAAGCCCCCCCGUUGUAUCAACCGGCAGCAACUUCUCCCAGCCCCCCUUAAAUCCUCCCAGAGUCCCACCACGAGUUUCUUCUUCUAAAUUCGCCACAUUGGCUCCUACUAAGCCUCAGAGAUCCCCUACUAUGCUCGAAAUGGCGACCUCGGCAGCAUCGAACACCGGCCAAAAACCGGAAGUUCCAAACAGAAGUUUUAUUCCCCGCUCAUCUUCGACAAGGCGACAGGCACCUGCAUCGCCAUUCGUAGGGCAAAAACCGGAAGAGGCUGCGGCAAAUACUCGAAAGUCCAUCACGACGGGCCUCAACCCGCAGUCUACUGAGAAGUGGACAUUCAUGAGCACUACUUCCUUACCGCCUCCACCGCCUUUUGUGCUUGGCCCAAAGGAUUAUGCUAGUGGUUCAAAGGUCGGAAAUUGCGUAAAUAUGAAGUUUUCUAGUGGGACGAUGGGGCGAACAAGAGGUAUUAAGGCGGCUGCCCCACCUCCCCCUGCGAGAAGAAGCUAAACUAAUCGGCCAAUAAAAGAAAAACGAAUAGUUAAGUAUUUCCGGAAAUCUUUACUUGUCCUUAAGAGUUUCAUGAGUGUUAUAGUAUUGCAAUAUUUAUUUAGUAAUAGGUAGUGAACGGGGUUUUAUCAUUGACCUAUGGAUUAUGCAACUUCAUGACCAUUAAUAAAUAUUUCACUAAAAACCCUGC
Molecule: messenger RNA, 2013 nt
Organism: Zophobas morio
Lineage: Eukaryota; Metazoa; Arthropoda; Insecta; Coleoptera; Tenebrionidae
Product: WAS/WASL-interacting protein family member 2-like
Exons: 6
Coding region: 129-1823 (564 amino acids)
Molecular function (GO): actin binding
Source: RefSeq, a predicted model, not a curated record